This is a messenger RNA of Aspergillus versicolor CBS 583.65, 249 nucleotides long. RefSeq lists its product as uncharacterized. The transcript has a single exon. The coding region runs from base 1 to 249 and encodes 82 amino acids. The record is from RefSeq and is a predicted model, not a curated record. Lineage: Eukaryota; Fungi; Ascomycota; Eurotiomycetes; Eurotiales; Aspergillaceae.
AUGUCAGCCACCAACUUCGGCUGGGCCCUGCGCAAGAACGGCUCGUGCCUGGCCUCGGAAGUUGACUGCGGCGAGACCGUCGCGCCGUACCGAGUCUGCUGUCCCAACGGUUCCUUCUGCCCUCACGCCAACAACGUUGCCUGCUGUCCGUCGAAAUCGUACUGCACCGAUGCCCUCAAUGGCCAGCCCCGCUGCGCCAACAGUACCUGGGAUCUGUUUAUCAACGGUGGAUACUUCUGCUGCGAGUAG